AUGGAUGGGAAGUCAAAGCCGAAGUUCCAUGUAGAAGAAGAAGACGGCUUGGCGGGGGUGUCCAUAUUUUCUUUGGUAAACACAAAAAUUGUUCAUCAUCAGGUGAAAUCUACUGAACAAGAUUUAAACCUUAAUUUCACUCUGCUAUGCCAUUUUUGCCAUAUUUCUGAUCAAAUUGGGUUUCUGGCACCAGGGAUUCUAAUUUGCCAUAGUUACGAAGCAACUUCUCAUGGGAGAAUCCAAGUUGUAGAAUGGCAGGAACAUGAAAUAAAGGACCCAACAGACGAAGCCUUAUGGAAGUCCAUCACUAGAGGACCUAUGAAGCUUUUUAUUCUGAUCCAAGAACUAAAGUUCGAGAGUACUCAAAUAAAUAAGAAGAAGGGUUUUCUUUUUAUUCAGAAAUUUUUCUUCCUUGAUAGUUUCGGGGGAUAAGAAGAAAGCCAAUUAACCAAUAAAUGUGAGUGGUUAGAGGAAAAGGAAUGGUUAAACUGCAAAGAAUGGUAACAAAAUUUAGUUAUAUAUUAAUUGUUCUAAUUGGUAGGGAGUUUUUUUGUUUUUGAUCAAAUGUUUUUAAUGUUCUCUCAAUGAAGUUUUUUGUAAUUGAUCGAUUGGGUGC
Lactuca virosa is the source of this 616-nucleotide messenger RNA. The record is from the annotation of a GenBank genome assembly. NCBI's taxonomy places the organism in Eukaryota, Viridiplantae, Streptophyta, Magnoliopsida, Asterales, Asteraceae.